CAGGUUAUGUGUUGUAAUACAAAUCUGCUGCUGAGCCAUGAGAUUGGACACCAGAGAAUUGGCGAUACCUCCGGUCAGAUGUGGUCAACAGCUUGGUGCGAGCAAUCCUCUCGUUAUCACCGCGUUAGUUGUUACGCCUUGACGGGGCAUCAUCCUCCCGACCUGUCCUGUAUCACCUGUCCCUUUGAGCCAAGCACACGCGCCUCUCAGCUCCUCCUCAGCGGGUCCUCGCUCGACUUGAAAAUGAGGUCGCCGCAUUAUUAUUUCAAGGUUAUUUCCUUUUCUUUAAGGCCUUUAUAUUCAGAUCCUAUGGGAGUUCUUAUUUUCACGGCGUUGCUUUGGACCUUCAGUGGAGUGGGAUGCCUUCCUCUAUCCUCCUCUCUACCGAUUGGAAAGGUUGCUGACUGUAUUCAGGACUCUCUGAAGAGUAACAGCGGUGUGCCACAUUCUGGCUGUGACAAACGGAGAACAGAUGAUGCUGUCAACAGGCACCAGGGUCUCCUGAGAGAGCUGCAGGAUCUAGCCCAGGAGGGUCAGUCUGACUACGAGAGGGAAAAAGAGAGAGAGUAUGGGAGGGAGAACGAGCGAUAUGAGGAGAACCAGGCUGAGGGAGAGAGGGACAGAGAGGGGAGGAAGGAGGAGCAGAAUAAUGACAAGAAGGAGACUGAGAAAGAAGAGCUGAGAGAGAAAGAGACGAAGGCAGAUGGGGUAGAGGAGGAGGAGAAGGUGGAGAUGAAGGACAGAACAAAUGAGGAGAUAAGGGAAGAGCCCAGACUGGAGGAGAAAAGGGGGGAUGAGGAAGAGAGCGCCAAAGAGUUGGAGGAGCUCCUCGCAAAGGAGAUAAGGAAGAUAGGAGAGGAGGAAAAAGAGGACAGGGAGCUUGAGGAGCUGCUCAAGGAGCUGAAGAAGAAAAGGUACGAGUCUGUGAAGGAGAAAGAGCUCCAGAGAGGGUCAGAAGCUGAGGAGGAGAGGAAGAAGGAUGAGGAGGAGGAGCAGAAAAAGGGAGAGAAAGAGCAGCUAGAUAUUCUUGAGAAGGAAGAGAGGAAACGCAGCGAGGAGAGGAAGAACAAUGAGGUGGAGCUGCUGGUGGAGAAAGGGAAGGUGGAGCGGGAGCUCAAGGAGCUGCUGGAGGAACAGGACAGCAUGAAGAAUGUGGAGAAGGAGAAAGAGAGGGAGGAAAAACAGGAGGAACUGGAGGAGCUCCUCAAAAAGAUGAAACGUGUGCAAGAGGAGGAGGAGCGAGAAGAGGAGGAGAGGAAGAGAGGGAAUGCCAGGGAUGAGGUGAAAGUGGACAAAGAGAGCCAGAAGGAGGGAGAGAUUCACAAGGAAUUGGAGAAGGUGAAAGAAAGAGAGAGUGAGGAGGUUAAGGAGCCUCAGCAGAAGAGAGUGAUGGAGAAAGCGAGUGAUGAGUCGACCCGUCAGUUUGAAAAGGAGAGGAACAGGGACGAUGAUGAUGACGACGAUGAUGAAGAAGCAGAUGAGGAAGAUGAUGAUGAAAACAUUGAGGAUUGGGAAGAGGAAGAGGAGGAUGAGGACAAAAAGGAGGAUGUUGAGGAGGAUGAAGGAGCGGAGCUUCUGGAGAUUGAGGCAGAGCUGCGAAAAGUGGCUGCAGAGCUUCGGGAGCUUCACAGGAGUCGUUAAGUUCUAAAUUACACACACACACACACACACACACACACACACACACACACACACACACACACACACACACACACACACACACACACACACACACACACACACACACACACACACACACUGAAAGACAAACAACACAAAACAGACAGAUAAUGACACAAUGCAGCUCUCUCUCUCAUGCUAUCACACACAGAAACACACACAACUAACUUACUUAGUAACAUGGUAUAAUCAUAAUGCUUUUGAUGGGAUGUACUUCUGUAAGUAGUUGCAUUUUAGAACAAGCAUACAGGUACACUUCUCCCCAUCCCUUAACUCUCAUAUUGCAUUCAGAGAUUACAAGUUCUUUAGAUGUCAGUCUUUCUGUGUGCUGCCAUUAUCAAAGAUGGUUUAGUAGGCAAAAUGUACAACCUUGCAAAGCUAUAGUUAGUCUACAUCUCAUAAUAUGUGGGAAAGAGGUCUCCUUUACGAUAUGUCUCGUGUAUAUAUUUUGUGCAAUAAUUAAAAAUCAGUGUGUGGGAUUUGUUAAGGUCAUUGUGGCUUUUAAUGUAAGCAAUGUAUCACUGGUAUUUGUAAUAUUGACAUUUUGAUUCCUAUGAUUGAUUUCCAUGUGCAUGUCAACAAAAUGUGAGGAUUGUGCUAUCUGGCUAAUGCACUGUUAAUAGCAGACUGUUAAUGAAGAACUGGGGUGCCACUCCAGGAGAAUCUUAAUUGCAAAAUCCUUGCGUCCUCUCUCCUCCUUUUCAAAACUCAUUGUAAGAGAAGACCAGAGGGGCGGGACAUCUGGCUUUCUCCUCCAAUGGUGUUUGAGAAGGAGAUGAGGACAUGAGGAGUAUUCAACUGAGAUCUUCCCUCAGAAAGAGGUGUGUGACCACGGAAACCUCUUUAGUAUUGAUGUACACUACCGUUCAAAAGUUCUGGGUCACUUAGAAAUGUCCUUGUUUUCCAUGAAAACAUACAUGAAAUGAG
This is a messenger RNA of Oncorhynchus tshawytscha (Chinook salmon), 2607 nucleotides long. Its product is annotated as myb-like protein X. Lineage: Eukaryota; Metazoa; Chordata; Actinopteri; Salmoniformes; Salmonidae. The transcript is spliced from 6 exons. Bases 7 to 1641 code for a protein of 544 amino acids. The record is from RefSeq and is a predicted model, not a curated record.